AUGGGGCCCGGGUGGACGGCGCUAAUCCCCUUAUUUGGCAAACCCAGACGCAGCUUUGCGUUGAUGAGCACGCUCUCGUCGGGCCGCGAGGUUAGCCGCUCGCGUGCCGGGAGCAGCCGGUGCGACUUCGUUGGCGUGGAGCCGAGAACGGGGGGCUCGAGACGCUCGUCAAACAUCCUCAACAGCCCGGUACAACAUUUGCUAAAGGAAUGGGCGGAAAGACCAUGCCCACAAAUGGACAUCGAGGCCCUUCCACCUCAUCUAUUGGUCCCCGGCUCGAAUAGCCCAGUUCGAAUCAUUGAUCUUGGAGGCCCUGGGCACAAGCAAUUGGUCUCCAUCAUCCUCCCAUGGAUGCACGUCGCCAUCAGCAUCGGCAACGAGGUGACGCUCGAGCAGAUGAAGGCCCUGAUUUUCGGCAGUAUCAAGAGAAUGGCCCAUCCACAAUAUUCCAUCCAGGCCGAAGACUAUAUUUUUCGGGUGGUGACGAUUACCGGAAGUUCGGACCUGCCCGAGCUCACCGAUUUGUUCUUUGAAGAGCAGAUGCUUUGUAAAGUGGAAAUGACGCCGGCUUACCCAGUCUUUUUCUUGUAUGAACCUGAUGGAUUUAGGAAUGAGAAGGACAUUGCAAAAGCGAUAGGGAAUGCAUUGGGAUACCCGUUGAUACAACUCGAGUCGCAGAUCGAUGAAGAGCACCGGGAUUGCCGGGUGAAACUCUUCAACGAGGUCGAGCUCGCUGUGGGAUCUAGAGGAUUGGGUGGAACCGAGCACUACGCUUUCCCGGAAGAUGAUGUCACUUCCGAAGAUACAACUUGCCCUCAGGCCUUGAAAUCGAAAAUCGAGUCAAAUAGUCUCGCCUACCAUGUUUAUUAUCGGACUCAAGACGCAGAAAAGGCGAAUGACGACUCUAAAGCCAAGCUGGUGGUGAUCGACUUCAUGGCCGAGUACACGCCCACGACGCUGAUCCAGAAAACAUUGUCAAAGCUGAAGGAGACCGACGAGCCAGCUGACGCAUUUAUCCUCCAGAUUGCCGGGCAAAAAUGCUAUCUAACCAGCGAUGAGCAUCUACUACUCAAUUUUGGGACAGUGCGCUCCAACCUUGAAGAUUAUCGCUCCCCGCAAUUUGUGUUGAGAAGAAAGGCGAUCGUUUUUAUUGAGUACCCACCGGCGCAAAAGCUUCAUAAGCCCUCUUACGUAAAAGCAGCUGAAGCAGCCGCUGCGGCAUUAACUGACGAUGGCGGAAUUAUAUCGCUCUGGGACCUCGACGCAAACUUGGCACUACGACCCAUCUCGUGCUCAAAAUUGGGAGCCUUUGAGGUGGAGACCUCGAUUUCGGCAUAUUUUGCGGUCUUUGUCGGCCAGGUGAUGCUCUUCCAAUGCAAAAGCUUCAAAGUUCCCACCCACAACCCGAGAUGGCAGAGUGAAUUCAUGGAGUUCGAGCUUUACAUGAAGGAUUUACCGCCAGCCGCCAAUUUAUCAAUAUCGCUGGUCGAGGAAAAGGCGAAUAAGAAGAAGCCAGGAAUUUUGCUCGAGGAACGCGUGCUGGGUUGGGUGAACGUGCCGUUGUUCGAUUGGAAGAAUGAGCUUCUGCAGGGCCAUCACACCUUCAACCUGCACACGACGCCGGUGAAAGGCCCGGGAGUCUACAACGCGGAAGGGCAACUCGGGAAUUCGGAUGCAAAGGGCUCGCCCCGGCUCAUGAUCGAGCUGUUCAAUUGGCAGCGCCGGGUGCGGCUCCCGCCGUUUGAGAUCUAUUCGGCGUUUGUCGAGACGCAGAUGAAAUGGGGCCACAUCCCGGUCCCAAAAGAAGUCCCGAAAAACGAGCAAGCCCUCGUACAGUCGCGAGUUGAAAAUAUUCUUCGAAAGCAUAUGAAUAGUGAAGAUGUAUCCCGGGAGGAAGAGGAUUAUGUUUGGCAUUAUAGACACUUCAUCUCCGUCGUCGUCCCCGACGCCCUGCUGCUCAUCUGCGAGUGCCAGGAGAUGUGGAAGAGCCGAGAAUCUUAUGGAGAGGUUUAUGCAUUAAUGAAUGAUUGGGCGCAACUCUCGCAUGGAGUUUCGUUGUUAUUACUGGGCAAAAGAGGGCUGGACCCGACGAUCCGGCGAUACGCUGUUGAACAUCUUGACGGGACCUUAAGCGACCAAACAUUCCAUUUAUUUAUUUUACCUCUUGUCCAGGCCCUAAAAUGCGAGACAUUUGCUUGCUCGGCCUUGGCGUUGCUCCUCGUCCGGAAAGCCCUUUCCGACUAUCGCAUCGGCCAUAAGCUCUUCUGGAUCCUCCGUGCCGAGCUGGCCGAUUUGAAGCACGAGAUGGAUUUGGGGAAAGGAGAUGGUCAGUUUUCCAACCAGUUCAAGCUGUUGUCGCUGAUCUUGGAGGCGUAUCUACGCGGAAAUGAGGAUCAUAUCAGGAUGAUCACGAGACAGGUGGGGAUGGCGGAUCGCCUUACGCAGCUCAGCGUCAUGCUCAAGUCGUUCACCAAAGAUGUCGCAACAAAGAAGCUUCGCGAGGAACUCAAGCGAAAUCUGUCCCACUUUGAGCACCUCGACUCUCCGCUUGACCCCAGUGAUGAGCUUGGGGAGUUACUGAUCGAUCGCUGCAAGGUGCUUGGCUCGGCAAAGAUGCCGUUGCGGUUAGCGUGGCGGAAUGCCAGCCCGAUGGCGUCAACCUGGCAGAAGAACUACGAGAUUCUGUUCAAGAAUGGGGAUGACCUCCGCCAAGAUAUGCUCGUGCUCCAAGUGCUCGAAAUCAUGGACGCCAUCUGGAAACGAAGCGGCAUAGACUGUUGCCUGUCGCCAUAUCCGGUCUUGCCAAUGGGCACGAAGCUCGGUAUGAUCGGCGUGGUCCAGGAUUGCGCGACCAUUUUCGAGAUCCAAUCGGGUGGCGGGAAGAUGGGAACGGCUGUGAAAAGUUUGGAGACGUCUUUUAUCAAUCGACACGUUAGGGACCACGCUACGGCUACAAAAGACUAUCUGAUGCGUGUCGAUCGUUUCCUCGUCUCGUGCGUUGGCUAUUCCGUUGCCACCUAUAUCAUGGGCAUCAAGGACCGCCACAACGACAACAUCAUGAUGACGAACAGCGGCAAGCUGUUCCACAUCGAUUUUGGGCACAUUCUUGGGCAUGGCAAGACCAAACUGGGCAUCCAACGGGAUCGCGUUCCAUUUGUGCUCACCGAACAUUUCCUGUGCGUCAUCUCCAAGGGGGGCAGCGUGCAGAAGGAUAGCCACGAUGUCGUCAAAUUCCGGCAGCUCUGCGUCAAGGCCUAUCUCUACUUGUGGGACUUCCGCUCGCUUUUCGUGUCGCUCUUCUCGGUGAUGCAGGGUAUGCAGCUGCCCGAAUUGAGCACGAAGGCCGAUCUGGAGUACUUGAAGAAAGCGCUCCAGGUGGAUGUGAUGACGCGCAGCGAUGCCGAGCAGCAUUUUAUUGACGUAUUCACGGACGCUUUCAACGGGUCGUGGAGCACGAAGACGAACUGGUUCUUCCACACCGUCAAGCACUUA
Molecule: messenger RNA, 3492 nt
Organism: Mesorhabditis spiculigera
Lineage: Eukaryota; Metazoa; Nematoda; Chromadorea; Rhabditida; Rhabditidae
Source: the annotation of a GenBank genome assembly